Molecule: messenger RNA, 1902 nt
Organism: Paramecium tetraurelia
Lineage: Eukaryota; Ciliophora; Oligohymenophorea; Peniculida; Parameciidae
Exons: 4
Biological process (GO): microtubule-based movement
Cellular component (GO): microtubule; kinesin complex
Molecular function (GO): ATP binding; microtubule binding; microtubule motor activity
Source: RefSeq, a predicted model, not a curated record
AUGAGCUACAAUAGCAAAACUAUUGAUUUGAUUCUCAAGGUUUAAGAACCAAAUUAAAAGUAAUUCACCUCUUUCCAAUAAUUCUUCAAAACUAAUAACCCACCGCCAUUAUUAUUUGAAAAAAACAUUACUCCAAAAAAUGUCAAAGCAUAACGUUCCUUCUCUAAUAAAACAUAAGAUUCAAUUAAGGAAACUAAAAGAAAAAGUCUUAGCCAACUUAAAUAUCCAGAAUAUAGGAUGCUAAAAAUAUAUGCUAGAAUUAAGCCUGGAGAAUGCUAACUUAACUUUGAUAAGUAAUCAAUUCUUAUUGAAACCAACUCUUAUAAUUUUGAUAGAGUAUUUGAAUAAUCUGCCACACAAGUGGAAAUUUUCGAUGUAGUGGCAAAACAAACAGUAGAUGAUUUUCUUCAUAAUAUAAAUGGAUGCUUAAUAGCAUAUGGACAGACUGGAAGCGGAAAAACGUUUACUAUGUUUGGAGAAUCGAAUGAUCCUGGAAUAGUUUUAAGAACAUUCACACAUUUGUUUAAAAGAAAUUAAGAAACUAUUUAUGUUUCAAUUCUUGAAAUAUAUAAAGAUCAUGUUUAUGAUCUUGUUUCUGGAGUUUAAGACUUGAAAUUGAAAGAAGACUUGUAAUUAGGUUUCUAUGUUGACGGAUUAAAAAAGAUUAAAGUUGAUAAAUUAGAGAGUUGCACUGAAUUACUCUAGAUAGCUGAAGAAAAUAGACAUGUGGCUGAGACUAAAUUGAAUGCCUUGAGUAGUAGAAGUCAUCUAAUCUUGACCAUUUAGAUGGGAAGAGCUAAACUUCAUUUAGUUGAUUUGGCAGGGAGUGAAAAAGUUAAUAAAACUGGGGCUAUUGGUGAAACACUCUAGGAAGCAAAGAAAAUUAAUUAUUCAUUAUCUUGUCUGGGACAUGUCAUACAAUGUUUAUCAUAGGGUUAGGAUCAUAUUCCAUAUAGGGAUUCUAAGCUUACUAAGUUAUUGAUGGAUAGUCUACAGGCAGACUGCAGAACAUCAAUUAUUGUGGCGAUAUCACCUGAAAAUAAAAAUUAAGAUGAAACUGUUUCAUCUUUAAAAUUUGCUUAGAGAGCUAGAUUUAUCAAAAAGGAAAUCAGGAUUGCCACAUAGAAAAAAACAUACAGAGAUUUAGAAUUGGAAAUUAGUUAACUCAAAUAGGAAUUAUUGGAAACAAAAUAGAGAAUGAGCUAGACAAGUUCAGUUUCACAUUUUCAAUGUCGAUAUAUUACUGAUUCUGAAAUUCCUUGUUCUGACAGUUUAAGAUUGACUUAUAGAAGUUUGAACACUGAAAACAAGGAAAACUGUUUGCCCAAUCUCAAAAUGCAAGAAAAUAGUGCUUAAUUAGAAUUAGAUAAAAAGAUCAGUUAAAUUCAGAUAGAAUUACAAGGAUUAAAUAAAGAGUAGAAUUUAGAUAAUGUUAAAAAGCAACUUUCAAAAAUAAAUGAGUUAACUAUUGAAAUGAAGAAAUCCUAUAAACUCUUAGUUAGUACUCAAGGUUUGAAUAACAAUCAUUUACAAAUCCAAAGUUAAUUUAUAGAAACUUAAUAAGAACAAAAUAAACAGUUACAAAAAAUUGCAGAGUAAAUCUCAAAUAUGGACUCUAGCAAACCAAGUUUCAAUAUUGCCAUUAAUAAUAUGAUUAAGAAUCUCUAGUAAUAAUAGAAAUAAAACAUUGAAGAUAUGCAAAGUAAAUUAGAAAAAAUGUAUUAUGAUAUUAAAAAAACUACCAUUGCUUAAGACUAUAAUUUAAGUCAUCUGGCAUUAAAACUAGUUGCAUCUCCUAAUAGAUAACAAUAAUACUAAUAAUAACAAUAUUAAUAAAUAAAAAGAUCGAAAUCAAAAACAAGCAUGAAUCCUUCUGUAAAGUAUUUGAAAAAUAAAAAAUGA